AUGGGAGAUGCCCUCCAUGUGUUGACUGCCUUUGAGAUUCGGCCCCCAGUGUCCAGCGCCCCCAGUGUCCAGCGGCCCCAGCGUCCACCGGCCCCCAGCGUCCAGCGGCCCCCAGUGUCCAGUGUUCGCAGCGUCCCCUCUCCCCCCGGGAUGAGAUGCCCGGUUGAAGAUGGCAGUGAUUCAGAUACCUAUAGAGAAGAGAAUGACGAACAGGGAAAUUACUCGAAAAGAAAGGUCGUCUCCAACUGGGAUCGAUACCAGAAUACUGAAGAAGAGCUCAACACCGACGGCGGUGAAUCGCAGAGGGGGACUGACUUCAGUGUGCUCCUGAGCUCAGCAGGGGACUCCUUCUCACAAUUCCGGUUUGUUGAGGAGAAAGAAUGGGAAGGUGACACCUCCUGUCCAAAACAGAAUUCAGCACUUUAUGUGGAUAGUGAGUCACUGGUUCGAGCCCUUCAAGAACUGCCCCUCUCACUCCGUCUCAACGUUGCUGCCGAGCUGGUCCAGGCUACAGUUCCUUUAGAGCUUCCUCAAGUGAAACCAAAGAGGAAGGACGAUGGCAAGGGAGCAGGGAUGCAAUUACGGGGCUCGCUCUCUGAGCUGAGGGCCUCUGCUGCUGGCGGUCCCAGGCCCCGGCCCCAGGGCAACGAUGGCCCCCAGCUGGGCCCCUCGGGGGCAUCGCAGCCAGCGGCAGGCUGCCUGGAAGAGGAGCUAGACCUGCUGCUCAGUUUAGAUGCGCCAGUCAGCGCAGGAGGGAGCAUCCCGCCGGGCCAGACCUCGCAGGACCUGAGAUCUGAGGAAGGGGAGGAGGCCCGGAAGGAGACAGAACCAUCUGUGACUGGAGAAAAGAACGCAGACUCUGAGCAGGCAGCUACCCCAAGAAACGUUACUGAGGAAGAGCUGGAAGACUGGCUGGACAGCAUGAUCUCCUGAGGGAUCAGGACGCAAGCUUCCUGACAGGCGGGAUGUCCCAGCAUAGCCAGUGCUGCUUACUGAGAGAUCGCACACAAAAAACAGGCAUGAAUGUGGCCACAAUAAACACCCUCUGGUUUGUG
This is a messenger RNA of Dipodomys ordii (Ord's kangaroo rat), 1055 nucleotides long. It is a transcript of the gene Aven, whose product is annotated as apoptosis, caspase activation inhibitor. The transcript is spliced from 8 exons. Bases 1 to 933 code for a protein of 310 amino acids. The record is from RefSeq and is a predicted model, not a curated record. Gene Ontology annotation, biological process: negative regulation of G2/M transition of mitotic cell cycle. Lineage: Eukaryota; Metazoa; Chordata; Mammalia; Rodentia; Heteromyidae.